GGAGCCUCAUCAAUUUAUGCUCGGUCUCUAAUAGAAAAGAGUGAGAACUGUUGCCUGCUGAUCCUUUAAUUAACGAAUUUUCGCAAACCAAAUCAGUUUACUAACGACAAUUGAGGAGAGGAUUUCAUUUCUGACUACGAUUCGAAUGUGUUCAAUAAACUACUAAAUUUAUUUGAAAAUCAUGUGUGGUAUUUGGGCUCUCUUUGGCUUAGAGGGUGACACCCUUGCUUGUGCCUGUGAAAAUUUUUCAAAAUUAACACAUCGCGGACCAGAUGCAUUCAACAUUGAAUACGAUCAACGCAUUAAGAAUGGAUACAUUGGAUUUCAUAGAUUAUCAAUUCUUGAUGGCCUCUGUGGAAUGCAGCCCAUGAGACUUUGCCCUUAUCCACAAAUAUUUUUAUUAUGCAAUGGAGAAAUUUAUAAUUAUAAACAGCUUGCAGAAGAAAAAGGUUAUAAGUACAAUACAAAAUGCGAUGUGGAAGCGAUUAUACAUCUUUAUGCAAAUGCAGGAGCUGAAAAUGUUGCUCGUUCCUUAGAUGGAGUGUUUGCCUUUUGUUUGAUGGACCUUAAAAAGAUGAGAAUUUUGGUUGCCAGAGAUCCGUAUGGUGUGCGACCGUUGUUUAUCCUCAAGGAUGGAAAGGGACGUUUGGGUAUAAGUUCCGAAACCAAGGGAUUAAUUGGAAUAACCGACAAGUUCCCCAGUGACUGGGAAUUGAAACCAUUUAAACCUGGAUUUUAUGAAGAAUAUGAAAUAUCAGAAGAGGGCAAAGCAAAUCUUUUGAGAAGCGUACAAUAUCAUAAGCCUGGUGAUAAGCCAGGGUUUACAACAUUUAUACCAUCGGUGGACCUUGACUCUAAGGAUGUUUCUGGAAAUAUCAGAAAAUUGCUAACAGGAGCCGUGAAGAAGCGUUUGAUGUCCGAAAGACGGAUCGGUUGCUUCUUAUCCGGAGGACUGGAUUCGAGUCUAAUUGCCGCUUUGUUUGCUGCAGAAGCUAAGAAAUUGAAUCUUCCGUAUAAAUUGCAGAGUUUUGCAAUUGGAAUGGGUGACAGUCCUGAUAUCAGAGCUGCUAAACAAGUUGCCGAAUUUAUUGGUACCGAGCAUCAUGAAAUUAUUUUCACCGAAGAAGACGUGGAGCAAGUACUGGACCAAGUGAUUUAUCAGAUUGAAACAUUCGACAUUACAACCAUUCGAGCUUCAAUUGGCAUGUACAUAUUAUCGAAGUACGUCAAGACGAACACGGAUACAACUGUAGUUUUUAGUGGCGAAGGCGCGGAUGAACUGGCUCAAGGGUACAUUUACUUCAAAAAAGCACCGAAUGCAGAAGCAGCUCACGAAGAGUCACUUCGUUUAUUGAGAGAUAUUUAUUUGUACGAUGGCCUGAGAGCUGACAGAACCACAACUGCCUACAGUUUAGAACUUCGAGUACCAUUUUUAGAUCUUCAAUUCACCAAUUACUAUCUAUCGUUGGAUCCAUCUACUAGACAACCGCAGGACGGUAUCGAAAAACAUCUGCUUCGAUCUGCAUUCAUGGAUUCUGAUCUACUGCCGAAAAAUAUUUUAUGGCGUCACAAGGAAGCGUUUAGCGAUGGUGUUACCUCAGCCAAAAAAUCUUUGUUUGAAAUUAUUCAGGAUAUCGUUGAUAAGCAUGUGAAUGAGAGCGAAUUACAAGAGGCUAAAAAUGUUUAUCCACAUUGUACACCAAGUACAAAGGAGGCUUUUUACUACAGAAAAGUGUUUGAAAAGCAUUUUCCAAAUCGUGGAGAGAGUUUGAUUCCUUAUUUCUGGAUGCCAAAAUGGAUUGACGGCAUUUCAGAUCCAUCUGCACGAUUUAUCAGCUAUUAUGCAGCUGAAGAUGAAAAAUAGAGUAUAGUUUUCUAAAACGCUAAAAUAUACGAAAUCGACAAAAUGAAAAUGAAAUAUGAAAUUUUUAUCUCUAAAUAACGAAAUUUUAAAAUAACAAUAUGUUUUAUCUAAUUAAUUUUUGUCAUUUGUCGUUUUAAUUAAUUUGUUAAUUUUUGAAAAAUAUAAGUUUUAUUGAAUAUUUUAUAUGUGUAACAAAGAUUUAUAUUAUAUGGAUAAUUUAUAUUAAAGAGUGGAUGCUGGUUGUUUGUUUUCACUCUAAAAAUAAAAAGUGUUUAUCUCUGAAA
This is a messenger RNA of Leptopilina heterotoma, 2148 nucleotides long. RefSeq names its product asparagine synthetase [glutamine-hydrolyzing]-like. NCBI's taxonomy places the organism in Eukaryota, Metazoa, Arthropoda, Insecta, Hymenoptera, Figitidae. Gene Ontology annotation, cellular component: cytosol. Gene Ontology annotation, molecular function: asparagine synthase (glutamine-hydrolyzing) activity. The transcript has 9 exons. The coding region runs from base 182 to 1864 and encodes 560 amino acids. The record is from RefSeq and is a predicted model, not a curated record.